AUGCGACUACACGCGCUCCUACUGGUCGCCGUGGCCGUGCUGCACGCGCGAGCCGCCUCCAUACCUGUUACCGAAACCGAAAAAAAAUUAAUUGAUAUCGUACCCGAUAAUUUAGACAAAUUACCGGAAAAUACAUCCAGCGAACAAGAACUUAUCGACCAGGCAAACUCAGUCAACGAUGUUGACAACACGCUGCGUGUGAAACCAGAAGAUAUUCCCGUGGAAGUGGUUGUUGAAAAUGUACAGCCUGCACUAAAGAAUGACGAUGAAUCGGAUGAAGAAAUAAUCAGACCCACCCCGGAUUUGAGAAACCCUGGCCCACCUCAGCGUCAGGAACAUGAGACACAAAACCCCGAGUACUAUGCUUCGGAACAAGAAACAGUGUUGCUUUUCAAACAAAGUGUCAAUGAUGUACAGAAUGCCGUAAGACAGGGAUUCCAAGGAAUUGCUGAUGGCAUUCAAAAUGUGAUACAAGGCAACAAUGAGCCCAUCCAAACGCUGCAUCAGAGUAUUCAGUCCUUACGUGACGGUUUUGCUGCUCAGAUGGACAAACUUAACGGAACUAUUCAAAGCUACCUAAACUCAGAUAGAUCGAGUUCAGAUCAGCCUGCCGUUGAACAGACUAAAGCUGGCUUCCAUCAAAUUGAAAAAGGUUUGUUUAAACUCAGAAGCGACUUCAAUAAGGGUGUGAACUAUUUUGCUGACGGCGUGGGAUUAGUGGCCUCUCUGAGGGCUGAAAAUCAAGCGGCUAACCCAAGCGCUGGCGCAUCCCCUGCGGCGCCAGCCCCGGCCCCGACACCAGCUCCCGUCCUUCCGAUGUUCCAAUACUUGCAGAAUUUCCAAGCUGCAGUGGGUGGUACUUUGCAAAAUUUCACAGAAACCAUCAAUAGAAUUGCGCAGAAUGCUGGAUGGAACAAUCCUUUCAAUCAGGCUCCUGCAGCUCCCGCGGCUGCAGCUGCUCAACCUGCUCAAGCUGCUCAACCCGCCCCAGCUACCCCACAAGGAGCUCAGAGCGACACUCCAGUGGCACCCGGCGCGUCGAUUCCAGCACCACAAUGGCCAAAUAUUCAGGACCUAUGGAGUAACUUCGUUAGUUCUGGACAAAACGCAGGUGUCUUUCCAAAGCCAGGACAGUUUGGAUCUGGAAGCGGCCCAAUUGCCAGUUAUUUCCAAAAUGGUUACAAUAAUUUAGUAAAUAUUUUCCAACCGAGGCCUGGUCAAGCUACUCAAGGAGCACAACCUGCAGCCUCCGGGCAGCCCGCACCAGCUCCACAACCUGAGACGGUAGCUAAGCCCGAAGAACCAGCCACCAAACCAGAAGCAACUGCAGAACCUGCGAAACCAGCAGCAGAGACUCCAGCGGCUUCCACGCAGACUGACGGAGCCGCCGCUGUCGGACCCAUUCGGCAGAUACUCCAGAACAAUCCCAUCACCAAGGGAAUCACUGGCGCCGUGCAGAAGUUACAGAAUCUAAAUAACCCUGAGAAACCGAGAGAUGCUGAGGUGGAGAAGAAGCCAGAGGAGGUCCAAGUUGACUCCAAACCAAAAAAGGGAGGCCCUAACACUGGGGGUAAUAACGACGUCAGUAGCAGCAGCAGCAGCGGGGUAGAACAAGAAGAGAAGAAAGAAGUGAAACCAGAAGAGAAUAUUCCAGAACAGGUCGCAGAAGUAAAACCUUCAGAAGACCAAGUUAAAGAAGUAAAGGCCGAGGAGGUCGCUGACAAGACUGAAUAA
Messenger RNA from Spodoptera littoralis (African cotton leafworm), 1734 nucleotides. NCBI's taxonomy places the organism in Eukaryota, Metazoa, Arthropoda, Insecta, Lepidoptera, Noctuidae. The record is from the annotation of a GenBank genome assembly.